Messenger RNA from Pyrus x bretschneideri (Chinese white pear), 1569 nucleotides. RefSeq names its product transcription factor bHLH68. Gene Ontology annotation, cellular component: nucleus. Gene Ontology annotation, molecular function: DNA-binding transcription factor activity, RNA polymerase II-specific; RNA polymerase II cis-regulatory region sequence-specific DNA binding; protein dimerization activity. The record is from RefSeq and is a predicted model, not a curated record. The transcript has 9 exons. Gene Ontology annotation, biological process: regulation of transcription by RNA polymerase II. NCBI's taxonomy places the organism in Eukaryota, Viridiplantae, Streptophyta, Magnoliopsida, Rosales, Rosaceae. Bases 131 to 1303 code for a protein of 390 amino acids.
CUACAAAGACUUAUUUUGGGAGCUUCAGAAAAAGACCCAUAAAGCUAAGGGAGCUGUAAACCCUAACUGGUUGAUUGGAAGCUAGCUCAGUUGAUUAGCUCUCAUUCAGAAUCAGAAGAUAACAAGAGGCAUGAAUAGAGGUGGUUACCAGAGCUCACCGGUGCAACAAAUGAUUGCCGGAAACCCUAACUGGUGGAGUAUCAACAGCAUGAGGCCACCAAGUACCCAACCAUCUAUGAAUAUUUCUCCUUUUUUUCAGCCUCCUCCUCCUCUUCCUUCUAAUUUUUUAAUCCCACAAUUUGCACCCAGCAACAACAACACUUCCCCUUCUUCAACAACUUCUUCUUCAGGACUUGCCAUUCCUUCUUGGCAUAUUGAGAAUAACAUCCAGGAGCUUCCAGAGUCUUGGAGCCACCUCCUCUUGGGUGGAAUUGUAGGUGAAGAUGAGAAAGGGGCAAUCAUGAGACAAUUUCAUCAAGCUGCUAAGAAAUUGGAAAAUUGGGAGGAGCAAAUAUUAAAUAGCGCUCAAGCUCCAAAUGCUCCUGCUGUCGACGUGAAGCAAGAAAACUCAGGAAAUAGCAACGGCUUUGUGUACGGACAUCAUCAGGGGAAUGAUCACAUCCGAGAUUUUAAUCCAUCAGCUGCAGCUUUGUCUUCUUUGUCUCAGAUUAUGCAGUCAACUGCUGCCUCUGCAGCCUCAUCUCCUAAGUCAUCGUGUGUGACGAGUUUCAGCAACAACAAUAUGUUGGAUUUUUCUAGCAAGUCGGACGUGAGGCAUCCACCACCACAUCGGUCCUCUGAUCAGUGUAACAGCACUGGAAAUGGUGGGGCACUUAAGAGAGCAAGGGUUCAGCCUUCUUCAACCCCAACUACCUUCAAGGUGAGGAAGGAGAAAUUAGGUGACAGAAUUACAGCCCUUCAUCAGCUAGUUUCCCCAUUUGGGAAGACUGACACAGCCUCUGUUUUGUUAGAAGCUAUUGGGUACAUCAGAUUCCUUCAGAGUCAAAUUGAGGCCCUCAGUUUACCUUACUUGGGCAGUGGAUCAGGAAACAUGAGGCAGCAGCCACAGUUUGCUGUUCAUGGGGAGAGGAAUUGUAUGUUCCCUGAAGAUCCUGGUCAGCUGCUCAAUGACAAUUGCAUGAAACGGAAAGGAGCUUCUGAACAGGAUCCUCAUGAAGAGCCAAAAAAGGACCUGAGGAGUAGGGGCUUGUGUUUGGUUCCAGUUUCAUGUACCCUCCAAGUUGGGAGCGAUAACGGAGCUGACUAUUGGGCUCCGGCGCUCGGCUGUGGCGGUUUUCAGUAAAAUGACAUUUUGGUGGCACACAGUACUACUACUACAACUCUAAUUAAGCUAGAGACCGAUCAAGCUUCAUGGAAAUUAAUGAUAUAACAUCAUGAGCAGUCACUCUGCUAAAUUCAAAAGGCUGAUUGCUCAUGAUGCUAUACAAUAUUUAUUUAAUCUGUGCGUUUAUAUACAUACGCAUGCUUGUGUGCUUAAUUUGGCGGGACUACGAUGUCCUUAAACUCCCUAAUUUUAAGUUUAAUCUAUCUAUCUUUUCUUUUGCUGAA